UUGGUUUAAUCUCCGAGUCUGUCCUCAUCGACGAAACAGCCAUCUCGAAGGCUUAACAAUGCCAACUGCGUGACCUUUUUGACGUUCGGGCGCGCCGGCCUUGCAUCGCAGUCAGCUGUUGACGGUGGUCACGUUGUUUCGUUUGUAUCGCGGUUGCUGUUCACGUGCGACAACUGUCAGUGCGCUGUUCGGUAGUGUGUCAACAGUGCAGCGCCGGACCGGAGACCAGAAACGUUCCGGCAAGUUAGGAGGAAGUGUUUCGUCGUAACAUCAUGGCUGGUUUGAAAACAACGUUCGGUCCCGACGUGCGCAAGCGAGCACUCUACGGCAAACGUGCGCUCUUCGUUUUGUUGUUUAUAAUUGCAGUGACUAUCAUUUCACUGCUAAUUACUGUCCUGGUGCGUGCAUUGCUCAUCGAGACUCCAGAUAUGCCGUGCGCGUGGCCGGACAACGAACAGGAGCUGGCUAUUAAUGAAAGUGACCGCCAUCUCUCUGAGAGGCUAGCAUCUGCCCUGCGAUUCCCCACUGUCAGCACAGGUCCACACGAGUACAAUCGGGAGGCCCUGGUGGAUUUUAGACUGUUUCUUGAGAAAGCCUUUCCUCAUGUCCACUCAUCUCCCUUGGUCAAACGCCAUGUGGUGGCCAACUAUAGCCUCCUGUACGAGGUCCAAGGUUCGGAUCCCGACCUGAUGCCCUACAUGCUCUGCGCGCACAUGGACGUUGUUCCUGUCAAUGCCGCUAAGUGGCACCACCCGCCAUUCGCCGGGCAGGUGGUGGACGGGGAAAUCUGGGGCAGGGGUGCCAUUGACGCCAAGGACAUCCUCAUGGGCAUCAUGGAGGCACUCGAGUUCCGUCUGGAGCAGAGGGACCUGCCUCAACGCAGUCUCUUUCUGGCCUUUGGCCACGACGAAGAGGUCGAAGGUCGGGACGGUGCGGCUGCCAUCGGACGUUUUCUGCGCGAAAAGGGCGUCAAGCAACUGGAAUUCAUUCUGGAUGAGGGCAUGAUGGUCUUGGAGAGAAUGCUGCAGGGACUGAAGAAGCCCGUCGCUUUAAUAGCAGUGACUGAGAAAGGCUCCAUUAUGGCUCGCGUGUCGGCGCAUGGAACCAGUGGCCACUCUGCAGCCCCGCCUGUCAACAAUGCAAUCGUUGCACUGUCCAAGGCAUUAUCCGGCUUCCAUGGCCAGUGCCAGCCUGCCCAGCUUAGUCGUUCCGUGGUGGCCGAGAUGCUGACUGCUUUGGCUCCUGAGGUGCCGUUCCACUUCCGACUAGCUCUGGCCAACAUCUGGCUCCUUGGACCUGCCAUUGGCUGGUUCAUGUCUCAGAGCCAGCAGAUGGACCCCAUGAUUCGCACCACUACCACAGUCACUCGCAUCAUGGGCGGUGUCAAGGACAACGUGGUUCCAGCGGAAGCGUAUGCCUACAUCAACCACCGAGUGCAUCCGUCCCAGACGGUGGCUGAGGUUCUAGCGAUUGAUCAGCAGCUGCUAAGUGGACUUCCGAACGUGUCGAUGGAGGUUCUCUACGCCAUGGAGGCGCACCCGGUGUCACCACACAGUCAGGACGUCCUGGGUUAUCGUGCCAUUGCCUGCAGCGUGCGCAAGAUCUUCCCUGAGGCUAUUCCCGUUCCCGCCUUGUCGAUAGGCAACACAGACACACGGCACUACCUGGACCUCACCCGCAAUGUGUACCGGUUCUCACCAGCACUUCUCACACCGCAAGAAGCCUCUCGGCGUUUCCACGGUGAUAAUGAACGUAUUUCGCGGCCAAACUAUGAGCGGCUCGUCAACUUUUAUCGCCUCGUCAUGCGCUACGCCGAUCACACCAACGUCUCCUCACAGUCCCGUGAUGAACUCUAGCGGGCUGCCAAGCCUGCCCUAGCACCUUGGUGGGCAAAGUUAUGCAAUAUUGUGUUGUGUUUGUUGGUGUCAGAGUAAGAUAGAAAUUGAGUGAAGUGUGACUACCUUAGCAUGCGACAUUCAGGUAACAAAGCAUACAAUGUAACAUUUUGCUGGGAAACCCAUCAGCAAAUUUUUGCUGAUGGGUUUGAGAGUUCAUCUGCCAUUUCUUUUUACUCUUUCACGAAGCGCAUAUGGAAAGCACUCAUAUUUGCGGUGUAUUUAUGAUUGCAUUUUACUUGUUGAUUGUAAUGGACUGUAGCGACAAACUGUGGCCUAGUAUAGACAAGUCACUUGUAAUGACUGUAUGUUUCCUUGCAAGUGUAUUUUAUUCUACUUGACUAAUUUUAUUAUACAGAUAUGUCACAAGAAAGAUAUGCAGCUGCACUAUUAGUAAAUGGUCACCAAUUUUUUUGCAGUGAAGUAGUUUUAUGUGAUAUUUUCACAACCACACAUCAGUGGAUUUCAAGAAGGAGGCAGCAGGAUGUGACAGCGUCUAGAUAUCUUAUGCAUGUGUAGUUUGUCUCUUGCAACAUCACAAACAGUGCCGACCGGCCUGUUCAUUUUUAGUUGUGCAAUACAUUUCAGUGACUGCAACGGUGCACAUUUACUCACCCAUGCACUUAGAGUGCAACGAGACAUAGAGCACGCAGUCGUGUUUUAGGCGUAUAUAAAUUUAUUCACAGCAUAGAGACUACUUUUAAGUCACAGCGCCAAGUUUUUAAUAUUUUUAACUUGUGCGCUUUUUUCGUUUUGGUUCAUCUAGUACCGAAUAGGGCAAAUGUGCCAAAAUGGAGCUAGCUUAGGCAGCUAGCAUUUAUUCUGCUGUGAGGAAAUGCGGAAGUGGUGUGCAGAGACAGUGUGCAGUUGCAUUUAUUGAUUCCCAUAUAAACGAUGCUAAUAAAAAUAAGUAGGUCGAUUUAAACUUUAAGGGCAUUUCCAGAACCUAUUGUAGUUUUUUUAAUGAGAUGUUUUGUUUGUAAAUUGAAAAACAAAUGCGAGUAUUUUCUUUAAUUUUAUGCUUAAGCUCCGAAGCUGUUCACGAGAGCGCUAUACUGCUGACCUCAUUACAAUUUUUUAGUGUGACGUUACUUAAACGUUUUAAAGUUUGAAAAAAACAACCUUAGGUUACAGUAUAUAUUUUCUUUGGCAUGACAAAUGGCGAUUCUUAAGUAGGCACUUGCGCAAUUUGUGGUUUUAUGCAGUUACUUGUACAACUAAGUAGACUAACAAAUUACCGAAAGUGGCAUUGUCAUUCUUCUUUCUUUUUUUUUUUUCUUCUUUCUCGACUUGCCAAACAUCCACUUGGGAUAAGCAUGCCUGGUUAUGCCAUUACGGAGGUUAAGCCUGCUCAUGUAGCUCAUCUCUUUUUCUUCCUUAGCGUCUCUCUAAUGGGACUGAAAGGCUGCUUGUGUGUCUAUCGUGAUAUUGUGGGAUUAAGAACAAUAGGUCCUCUUAAGCAUUACAGCUAUGGCAUUAGAAUUUUGUCACAGAUGUUUUAUCAAAGUUUAUUGCAUGCCACAGUUUUAAAGCGCUUUACUGCUCUGUACUUGCUGCAUCUUUACCACUGCCAACGAAGCCUGCCAGCCAGAUAAUUGGUUCCUAUGUAAGCCACUCCUGAGGCAUUAUCUUGUGCACAGUCUUCUUCUUUUUUUUUGUUUCCGUUCACAUGCUUGGCCAGAAGCGAUGUGUCAUCAUUCAACAGCCAACUUGUGAGCAACGGAAUGAGCUGAAAUCGAGACAUUUGCUUACUGAACAAUGGCUGAACUUGUACAAAAUUGCAGCACAGAUGCGUGUGAAGUAUGGGAUGGCUAGCACUUGGAAAAACUAGCACGUGGCAUAGAGAGAAUCGUUGUAGUGGGAGUGGUACACUAAUCUCUCUAGAGGCGGCAGAUAGGAAAGGCUUUUAUGAGCUUAACUGUUCUCAGCAACACUGAUAUGAGAUCAGAUUGUGCUGUCUGUGCAAUUUUCAGAAAUGCUAAGCGUAUGUCAGCAAAAAAAAAAGUAGAGCUCACUCAGACUUAUUCAAGAAGUGUCUCUUGCACCUUGGACUCGCUCAGACUUGGACUCGCACUCACAAAAAUUUUCUUCGAACGAAGUUACUCGAACUUAGACUGAUGAAAAUAUUACUCACUCGGACUCAGACUCAAACGCAAGCUUUAUCUGAGUUUGUGAGUCCAAGCGAGUCGACUCAUCGUGAGUUCGUCGACCUAUGGUGCUGCGGGAAAAUCCUGAAUACUGGAGCAAGCUCAUUGACUGCACUUGAUAGUCAUCCUGUGCAGUGAUGUGCAGAGAAUCUUACAACUAAAGGUCAUUGCUCUCUUGUAUUUGUUAUGUUUUGCAUGUGGCGCACUCAUCUGGUCGUAAUUUUUACGAACUCUUACUGUAGAAAAAUUGUGUUCCUCAUUUGUCCAGCCAUACUUUUUAAGUCUUGCACGAAAUGUAAUUUUUGUUUUUGCAAGUGAAUACUUUAUAAAAAAAGAGGCAUGUUAAAUCAGAGUUACGUCCAGUACUGUAUCAAUGCAGCUGCCAUUUAUGGUUGUAUGUAUGUGCAUAUGUGUUUGUGUUUGUACAUGCACAAUUUUAUACCCACAUGGGACAUUUGAAAGUGUAAACUAGCUACCCUGCAUAACAUGAUUUUAUUUUCUUUUUGAUGUUCUGCUAUGCUCUGUUGUCCAUUUUUCAUGUUCGCUUUUUAGUAGUUGUCUCCACAACAAAGCAAGUCACAAGGCGUAAAAAUGGCACAUAUUAGUUAAUCUUACCUCUGCCAAAUGGCUUUAUCAUGGCCCCAUUUGAUAAGUGUAUUGUUUUCUCAAAUGUGCUGUGUGCAAUGCAAAAGGCUUGAAGUUGGCUGCACUAGUCAGUGGAAAGUCUCACCCAAUUAUAACAACCAUACAUAUAAACAUGUCUGUCAUUUCUGACUGCAUUUUCAGUGUAUCUACAGUAUUCCAAGUGUGCCUGCUGACUACAUUCAGAUACUUACUGAGCAUGUUUAUUGAUAAUUGCUAAGGUCUGACUUGCAAAAGCAGAGAUAUUAUUAUGAGGCAUGUUGGAGACAGGGGUUCUCUAACAGGCAUGUAAUUCUCUGUACAAAACUGUUCUUCGCAUUUUACUCCAUUGUAAUGUGUGUCAGCUGUGACUACAAGCGGUCCUCUUCUGUGACUAUAAUGCCCUCUUCAUGGCAUUAUAAUUAUAAUGCCCAAUACCAUGAGAUUUGGAUACCUUCAAGAGAAUGUAAUGAACUAGGUUGACAUUUUCAGAGUUGCUGAAUGCAGUUUACACUUCUAAUGUUUGAUCCAAUGAUUGUAAUGUACAGUCGAAUCUUGAUAAUUCAACUCGAAGGGACUUGAAAAUUUGUUCAAAUUAAAAGAAGUUCGAAAUAAUGAAAGCUAAAUGUACGGAGAGCUCACCAUGCAGUGGCGCAUGUGCAUUGAGCCAACACAGGAGAGAAAAGCUUCAGAAGACUUAAAUUUAUUCACAAAUCGCAGGACAUUCGUCAUCAAUUGAAGUAAUCGGUGAUGUGCAUCUGCACAUGUUUGCCUUGCAGCGAAUCAAUCAAUUUUGCAUGCAGUUUCCAAAGCGUUUCAAUUUCGGCUUUAGCAUUUACCUGGCAAGAGAAGUCCAGUGCCAACACUCUCUCAAGACGAUAGCAACGACUGCGUAAUGAUAGCCACCCUCUGCGCCCAUAGGCACUGUGCCGUGCUCUUUACUGGGCUGCAGAAAUUAAGUGCCUUUUCCUCUUCUAACCACUACCACCACCUCUGCGCCGCAGCCGCAGCGUGGCCUGCACUUGACGAGAAAGGAGGAGCGUCUCCACCCGGAGAGAAGCAGAUCGGCAUUUGAGAUAGAACCAUCGCUGUGCGACAGCUUCUGCUUCUUUUUUUUUUUUCUUUCCAUGGGGCAUUUAAAGGAAAAGAGUCUCUUCGUAGCAGGGACAGAAAAGAGAGAAAGAAGCAUAGUACAGGCCUGUCGCAGAGCGCAUAUGAGAGAGAGAAAACAUUUCGUCGCAGCCUUUUUUUUCUUGCUUUUCUUUUUUUCAUUCUUCGCGUGCAGCGUUCAGGUAUUGGAGGUGCCGCCGCGAGAUUGGGCACGGUGCCAAGAGCAUUUUCGGAGUACGGUAUGUUCGAAUUAUCAGUCGCAAGUGCUCGCACACUCGAAAUACAGGGCGUUUUCGCCCAUUGGAAUACACAUAGCUUUGACAGCGUGAGUUCGAAUUAACCGGAAGUUCAAAUUAACCUUGUUUGAAUUAAUGAGAUUUGACUGUAUAUACAACGACAAUAUCCGAAAGAGAAACUUUGUGUUAAAUCACACUGAUAGAAACAAGAUGAAGCAAAAGGAUAAGCCUGUGCUAAUCGUUACAAUGUAAAGCUGUGUUGCAUGCUCUCAUGCCUAAUCGGCAUUUUGUUUACAGUAGCCUUUGUGGCUCGCAUUUAUUUCGCAAUGCUCUUGGCCACAAUUUUUAUAGUUUCUCAGUUUCGUGCAGUGUGCGAAAUGCAUCAUGACGAGACCUAAUGCGUUUCACUGGGCACAGUCAACUGGCAGAGUUGUCAAACACAUAAGAUUGUUCCUAAUUUUUACACUGAACUUAACGUCCUGGAAACAUUUGAAGGUUUAAAUUUUUUUACCCAGUCGUGCCUAUUUCUGCCUGGACAAUCAUGGAUGCCAUCGCAAGUUAGUGCAACUCUGUUCGUCACAUCUGUGAAGAACUUGGGUGUAUUUGUAAAAUGUGGGUCUCGCAUGCAGUCCUCUUUUUCUUGCGAUCUUUGAUGAUAACCACACAUCGCUUAAGUUGAUUUAGUCAACGUAAUGCUUCUGUGUUGCUCACCCGAUUUGUUUGUUACAAAAGAAAAGUUUAACCCGUUAGUUUCAUAUGCUUGAUUUUAUUUGUUUAUGUCUCGUAAGGUGUGCACCUUUGUGUCACAACAUACUCUGGUGGUCAGACGUAGCUGUGAUUUCAUUACACUGCUGAAACGAAACUCGGGUGCGGAAAACUGGUAGCAUUUUGUUUGCGCUGAUUUCACACCUGUGAAAAUCAUUCACAUCACACCCCUUGUGCUCAACAACAUUUGCUCGUCAUCUUAACCUAAUUUCUUACAAGGUAUUCCUGAUGCCGCUAGAGUGUAUUAUGUUACUUUGUCAUACAUUUCUGCCGGGCCUCUCAGGUUUGUGUAAACCACGUUACUGAGUACCUGUUUUGCGCUGUACUCUAUGUGGCUGGCAGCUCUGUUCUGUUUAUAUGUUGCGUGGAGAUAUGUUGGCAGCUUAAGCAGUUGAAUUUCAUUUUCCUGGCACACAUUGCACACAUCGUGCAAGCUACACCCAAGUACAAAUAAAUACAGUUCCUAUGCAGUUGGUUGUAUGACAAGUUGUGCCCAUUCAAUGAAUUUUUAACAGAAGGUUUCACAAGCAAGUUUGAUAAUUUUUCAUAAACAAUAAGAGUUCCAACGACCUUUCUGUCUAAUGAUGUGGGUUGACGAAUUAAGAUUGAAAGCAUGAUGUCAGUCAGCACCAAUCAGAUAGCAACACCAAGCACUUAGUGAACCUAGCAGAAAUCAUAGAUUUGGCGUAUCAUCCUUGUCUAAAAUUGGUAACAAAGUAGCUUCUCUAGAAAAUAUGUGAUCAAUACUCAAGAAAACUGGACCAAUAUAAUUCCUAUGCAUGUUACAACUAGUUUAUAGAUGUUAUGUUGCAACUGACGCAAUACAAAGGUUUCCGCGAGUGUGUGUGUGCCUUGAGCACCAACUUUCCUUCUUUCUGUAUAUCACAUUUUUUACGUUCGAAAUAAAACAUUACAGAUA
Rhipicephalus microplus (southern cattle tick) is the source of this 7693-nucleotide messenger RNA. Its product is annotated as N-fatty-acyl-amino acid synthase/hydrolase PM20D1. Gene Ontology annotation, molecular function: hydrolase activity, acting on carbon-nitrogen (but not peptide) bonds, in linear amides. The record is from RefSeq and is a predicted model, not a curated record. Gene Ontology annotation, biological process: lipid metabolic process; amino acid metabolic process. NCBI's taxonomy places the organism in Eukaryota, Metazoa, Arthropoda, Arachnida, Ixodida, Ixodidae.